Oryzias latipes (Japanese medaka) is the source of this 1344-nucleotide messenger RNA. It is a transcript of the gene zdhhc4, whose product is annotated as zDHHC palmitoyltransferase 4. Gene Ontology annotation, molecular function: protein-cysteine S-palmitoyltransferase activity. Lineage: Eukaryota; Metazoa; Chordata; Actinopteri; Beloniformes; Adrianichthyidae. Gene Ontology annotation, cellular component: endoplasmic reticulum; Golgi apparatus. The record is from RefSeq and is a predicted model, not a curated record. Gene Ontology annotation, biological process: protein targeting to membrane; peptidyl-L-cysteine S-palmitoylation.
UUAGCAUGACGUAGCAUGGAUGCUACGGAAGUAGCGUAAUAAGCAGAUAGGGAUGUGAGGCAUGGACCUAAAGUAAAGCCGGCAACUCAAUACCACAUCUAAUCGGAAAUGUUAAAGGGAGAUUUUAAAAGACUGAAAGACAGUUCGAUGCAAGCUCGACUAUCCGAACCAAAACAUGGACUUUCUGACUCUGUUUGCUAUCUACGUCGCGGUGAUGCUGACAUGCAUUUUUCUGGUCUGUAAAUACUCCGGCCAGAAGCACAGCCCCUUAAACAGACUUUUUGACUGUUUUAGAAAGGUUUUUUCCCCUUUUACUCCACUAUGGUUGCAGAGGUUUUUCCAGCGGAGUCUGCACAGAAUGUUUCAUCAAAGGAACAACAUGUUCAUCUACCUGCACAUCCUCUUGGAGGGCGCCGUGUACGGAGAGUUCACCUAUGAGGUGUUUGGCUUCUGCAGGGACAUGGACACCUCUCUGACCAGCUUAUCAGUGCCUUAUAUUUUGCUGGUGCUAAAGACCUUCUUCUUCUACCUCUGCAUUAAGACAGAUCCAGGCACGGUGACAAAGAGCACCGUCUCUGGACUGCUCCGCGUCUAUCCGUACGACAAGAGGCUGUUCCAUCCUGGAGUCUCCUGUCCGACCUGCCAGCUCAUCAAACCGGCUCGCUCCAAACAUUGCGGCGUCUGCGACAGAUGCGUUCAUCGCUUUGACCAUCACUGCGUCUGGGUGAACAACUGCGUCGGCGCUCAGAACACAGGCUACUUCCUGCUGUACCUCUUCAGCGUGUGCGCCAUGGCGGCCGACGUGGCCCUGCUGACGCUGGACAUGCUGCUCCACGCCGUGCUGCGCUCGGGGCUCCUGAGAGCCAGCUACAUCGACGAGAACGGCGAGCAGCAGCCGGCUGGGUUUCCGUUCAUCGUCCAGCAUCUUUUUCUCACUUUCCCCCGAAUCAUCUUCAUGCUGGGCUUCGUCGUCUUCGUCUUCUUCCUCCUGGCGGGCUACGCCUUGUUCCAUUUCUACCUGGCGCUGGUCAACCAGACCUCCAAUGAGUGGUACAAAAGCCGCGGCUACGUUUGUCAGCACUGCCACCCGACGGCGGCGGCGGAUGCUCUUUGCAGCCCCGCCCCCAAUCACUCUAAGAGAUACUUCUACAGCAGAGGGCCGCUGCGAAACCUCCGGGAGAUGUUCUUUCCUCGGAAACCGGUGAAGAAAAAAGACAAGUGAAAGAAAAACGUUUACUGCUUUGUACACUACUGUUGUUUUUGUACUGUUACUUGGGAUGAUAAAAUGUUUUGACUUCUUAAAGGGCCUAAUUUUUUUUGUCUUUCAUAAAGUAAAAUCUAAAA